AUGUGGCUUGGAUCUCUACGGUCGCACAGCUACUUGUUUAGAGAGAUUGUACCUAAAUCAUUGAUCAAUACCAGGUGAGAAGAGUUGGCAGACAUUUUUACAUUUUUAAAAAAUAGAAGCAAAGCCUCUCAUGUAGUGUAUAUGUUAGGCUUACUACGUUGAUUCUCAAUUUUCUUUGUCUCCUAUCCCUCUUUCAUGAAUAAUUAGGGCUAGGAGUCAAAGAAAAUUUUGAAUUAACCUAGGAUCAAAAAUUUUGACCUGAAUUUAAUUUGAACCUGUUAACAUUUCCAAAAACCUGUACUUCAGUGGUUUAUUUUAAGGUCAUUCAGUAAAUUGUGAAGUUUGAACAGAACGUAUGGUCAUAUCUUUGUGAAAAAAAAAUGAUGAACUGGCCUCUCCAAGAUUAAAGAAACAUGUACAAUUUCUAUUCCAUCUCUUUCGAAGGAGAUGGGAUAGCUGGGACCUAUAGCUUGCAGCUUACCACUGAAUCAGGGGCAGAUCCAGGAUUUUUCUUAAGAGGGAGUGCACCAUUAUCAUUGUGAUAAUCAUGAUUAUUAUUAUAUUAAUCAUAGCAGUUUAAUAUUAGGAAGGUCAUAAGUACUUUAUAAUGUUAUCAAGUUUUAAGUAUGAAGUGUUUAAUAGUCUUGGUGAAGCCCAAACUGUGAUUUUACGGAAUGGUUUAAAAAACUUAAUGCAGAUAAUUAUUCUUGCACUAAUAUUCAGGAUAUAGGUUUCUUUAGCCUCCAAAAUUUGAGUGAAAAUUUAACCGUGUCUAUAUCAGAUAAAAAUUAAGUUAUCUACUAUAAUAAACAUGACAUUCGACAUAUUUGUAUUUUUUUGGACUAAUGAGUUUUUGAACAUUGAAAAUUUUAAAUCAGGCCAGGAAGACUUUUGUCAUCCUCCAUUCUUCAUGCCAACAAGAAUUCCAGCUCCCAGGAAGGGCUCAGUUUGGACUCAUCUCUACCAAAGCAAGCACAAGUAGUUGUUUGUGGAGGUGGAAUUGUUGGUUGUUCAGUAGCAUAUCACCUUGCUAAACUUGGAUGGAAAGAUGUGUUGCUACUGGAACAAGGAAGGUAAAGCUUUAGAUAUUUAUCUUUAGCUUCAGGCUUAUUCUUUUUAGAUAAAUAAGUACGCUUAAGUAAUCUAAAGGUUAUUCCAGUGCACAUUACGAACUCUAGCCAAAUGAGCAAUGCAUAUGUCAAAAUUUGGACAGCAAGCUUUUGUUUUCCAUGUAAUGUGACCAGAGUUCAUUAUUAAGUCACUGUCCCAAUUUUCCUCUCUACGUAAAAUUUUGAAAAUAAUAUCAAAAGUAUCAUGAAGAAUUAAUAAAUAACUAUGUUGAAUCAUUUUAGGGUUUGUCAACCCGGUUACAGUAGGGUUAGGUCUGCCAGAAUCAGGUAUAAAGCAAGGUUUUCAAGAGAUCUGAGAUUUUUUGACAGCUUUAAUUUUUAAUUUCUUGGGGGAUGUAACCUUCUUUUUUCCAGUUUAACCUGCGGAACUACAUGGCAUGCUGCUGGCCUUUUGGGUAAACUACGUUCAUCUGCUGCUGAAACCAAACUUUCAAGUUACUCAGUGGAAUUGUACAGCACGUUAGAAGAGGAGACUGGUGUAGGAACUGGUAAGGAGCUUAGCCACAAUACAGUCACAUGACUGUGGGCUGUCAGACUGAGUUUGUAUCUAACAAAUAGGCAACAAUUUUCCAUGGUCUAUAAUUUGUAGAAUUGUACAGCACUUUGGAACUUCUUGAUGUGCUCUUUUGUGUGUUUAGGUUUUCUAAUAUAUAAGCAUCUUUAAAGGCCCUGUCGUCUAAAUAUUCAUUCAGUUUUAUUACCUUGAUGCCAUCUUGGCACUGAGACAUACAGAAUGUUGCCAUAGUUGAAAUUUCACACCAAAAUUGAAGAGCAAUUUGUGACCCAUGAUAUUAAUGGGAGUAUAGGAUAAUAAAUAUGACAUCUGUUAUAAUGAACAGUUCAUUCAGGUUCACAUACACAACACAGUGCAACACAAAAAAUUUUAUCCUGUCCAAUUGCCAGGUUUCAAACGUUGUGGUGGACUAGUUGUUGCACAGACCAAGGAUCGCCUAACCUUUUUAAAGAGAAGAGCAGCCAUAGGCAGGUAUGUUGAUGAUGGCUUCAGUUACCACCAAACCUUCAAAGUAAUAAAUAGGGGCACCCAACGGCAAUUUUUGGAAAAUAUCUGUUCAGAAGAUGAUUUGAGAUCUAGAAUUUUCGGAACAUUUGUUGUAAAAUUUCUUACUUGCCUGCCUCUCCUAGGAUUUUCGAACAUCUAAAAAUGGUAUAAUUGCCCAUUUUUGGGGGGGAUUUUUACCCUAAAAAGGUCACCUAGAACAUUCGGGAGCCUUUUUUCUGGCUGAAAUUUUCGAAAAGGUAAGUUUUGAUCCCUAUAAUUUUUGGAUCACUAGACUUUCAGCUAGGAAAUCUGAACAGAUGAAAAAUUUUUAGGGCAUAAAAAUAUGCCCAUAUCUACCGUUUAAAUACUAAAAUACGUUCAAUAAUGCUAUGUUUAAGUGUUUUUGAACUAUAUUCUCGUUGGGUGCCCCUGAUGAAAUGGUCUCAGGACUCUUGUGAAUACAUGAAAGCAAUCUACCUCUACAAACCAGGUAGGUUAGAAUUAUUUUGAUUGUCUGCUUACAGAAAGUUCAUUUUUUUCAGUGUGUAUUAAAAGAAUAUGUAGGUUUCGCUCUGUGUUGGUUUGUAUAUUACUGUUUAAGGUAAUCAAACCCCUAUUCUAAUUGAGAGAUCGCAUUUCAUGUGAAAGACCUAGCACAUGGUUUGCAUUGUAUUUUACAGAGCCCAGAAUAUUGACACUGAGGUGUUAUCAACAGAUGAAAUACAGAAGUUUUUUUCACUUGACAUUAGAACUGACGACCUAGCGGUGAGUGCCAUUUAGUAAUAGUUGGGUAUCCUGUGUCCCAUGCACUCCCCUGGAUUACAAAAAAGAAACAUGGCCUCUUGACACAUUGUCUGAACCUUAUGGUCUCUGUAUGGAGACACGAAGAACUAUUAGUGUUGCUAUGCUUAUUCGAGGUGGGCGCUUAUUCGCGGCUGUGCGCUUAUUAAAUUUUCACCAUUCUCAGCAAGUGUAGUAGUAUAUUUUGCAACAAAACAGUAAAUGCUAAUAACAAAAAGUGAAGAAAUAACAAAGCAAGGUUUCUGUACAAUACACUGAAGAAAACUCCGUCUUCGGGAGGGUCUCUUAUUAUCUCUUAUUGGAGUUUUUAUUGGAGAAAGUGGGGUGGGGUGGGCGCUUAUUAACUUUUUCUGCCUUUAGGAUGGGCGCUUGUUCGAGGUGGGCGCAGUACAAUACAGUAACCACCAUAAACUCCUCGCAUUUCGGGUGGUCUCUCACGGAAGGUUUGAUUGUAUGAUGAUGUAAAUCAAGUGUUUUUGUUAUUGUUAGGGUGGUCUUUGGAUCCCCAGUGAGGGUGUAGCAACUUCCACUGAUGUCUGCCAAGCACUUGCUAAAGGAGCGUCUUUAAAUGGUAUGAUAAUUACGUCAUGAAUUAGCUCACAUCUUAUGACUAUCUGUUGUAAUUUUUCUAAACAAUUUGUGUCACCCUUUCGUCAAGUUCCUGCGGGAGUUAGAAUUCAUAUCUGUAACCAGACCCCACAAUACGAGGGACCUCCAUAGACUUUCUAAAAGAGGUCGACUAGUAGCAAGUCUAGGACCUCCAGUAAUCGAUUCUCAGUCCCAUCGGAAAAAAAUUUUGAACUUGGUGAUUUGUUUUCAGGUGUGAAAAUUUUUGAAAAAGUUUCAUUAGAAUCAAUUUUGACGGAUGGCAAAUCUAUUACUGGAGUGGAGACAAACCGUGGACCUAUUAGGUGUGAGAUAUUGGUCAAUUGUGGUGGCCAGGUAAUGAACGGUAUUUUCUUAUUAAACUAAUUUUAUCUUAGGGCCCUUCCGCACGAAAAAUUUACAAAAUGUGUUUGUCUGUACCAAAACAAAUGACAAAAUUUACCUUUACCAAAGUUUUAUCUGUCGUCCACUCCCCUACCCGGGCUCCAGAGGUCCGUUCUCGAAGGACAUUAUGAUGGAAUAAACUGUGCUUACGGUUUGAUGAAGCUCCCCUCUCCACCCCCCUCCCUCCCUUCAGUGACACAACAAUAACAAUAGUUUCGCGAAAAAACAAGCAACUACGUACAAACCGACAUUUGAUUGGUUGGCAGUUGUAACUGGUUUUUGACGUUUGAAAAAGGUUUGUCAAGUUUCUAAGAAAGUCGACGGCACUGCUUUUUUUAAACGAACUUGACUUUAUGUGGCUUGAUUGCUCAUACUUUUGGUUGUUUUACCAAUGUAUGUAUUGUCUGUAAUGCAUUUUAAUAGAAUCCUGUUUUGUUUUGUUUUUUUCAUUUAAAUAGUGGGCAUGGGAGAUCGGCCAGGUGAGGAAAUAAUUUUAGAUUUUUAAUUUUUAAAUCUUCAUUCUUAAACAUCGUUGAGGAUUGAUUUUCCUUUUGACAAAGACAUCAAGAAAUUAUUUUAGUGGCUCAAAAGGCCUUAGCUUCCGUUAAUAGCACGCGUAUCUAAUUACCAUAUCAGGAGAUUGAUGUCUUGUGCCAUGGACAAUCCCCUGUACUGCCGCGUAGACUGCACAACAGACCGUGUUUUUGCAUAAAUCAAGAACGCGGCGUGAGCGUUUAAACGAAAGUCCUGAAGCGGGGGUGAAGACGGAGUGUGGUGUGAAAAUCUUACGCCGGCGUUUCGCGCCUUCAAAACCAAUUUUGAGGAAGAAACCCGAGUAUUUGCAAUCGACCUUAGUUACUGGGAGCCACUUAACAAAUUAUCGACACACAGAAAAAUAGUAUAGGGUGUAAACCAAUAUAUAUGCCGGGAGCGUAAAAAUCCUUGUUUAUCAUGUAUAUAGAUAAGGACUGUAGAGACAGCAAAAAUAAACAAUGUGAGUGUUACAACCUUGCGAUAAUAGGGAAUCAAAAUGUUGAAAGUAUCUUCGUUUUUUCAUUGCCGACAGAAAUGCACUCCCAAAGUGACCUUUCCACUGCAUUCUACAGAACAUUUUUACAUAGUAACGAAGCCAAUAGAAGGCGUUUCCUCUACAUUGCCCGUCAUCCGGGACCAUGAUGGACAGAUUUUUUUUCGUGAGUGGAGCGGUGGUCUCAUGAGCGGAGGUUUUGAGAUGGAGGCAAUUCCUGCCUUUCAUGAAGGAAUUCCUAAAGGAUUUGAAUAUCAGCUGCUUCCAGAAAACUGGGACCAUUUUGGUGGGUUUCUUGAGAUAUGCAUGAUGAUAUAAUGUAACAUGAAUUUGUUUGUGUGCUUUGUACGCCGUAACUGACUAACAAAGAAGGUUUAAUUAGUUGCUCUAGCUACUUUCGCAUGACAUCGCGGUUCGCGGGGUUUCACCUACCAGUUCUACCUGUAACUCCGGUAGCUUAAACGAUAAGUAACAAUUUUGAACAUUUUCCCGCCUAAACUAUGAACCUUUAUACGGAAAGGUUCAAUCAGAAUGGUGACUUUUGCCAAGGCGCAAAGUUUUUUUUUUCCGGGCGGUUUUUAAAUGACUACCAAAACGGUUUGUGAUUGGCUGAAGUAUUUGCGCCUCUUUGUCGACCAAUCAAGAGUAAAACCAAACACUAAUCUUAACUUGCUCGCUUGCGUUGUUCCCGCGCUUGGUAGCCGAUUAGAUGAGUUUUUGCUUCAAGGAUCUGAUUGGUUCAUUUGUUUCUUCUGCGGCUGUUGUGAUUGUUCAGAGUGUUAAAUUACCAUUCUUUUAUCUGUUUUUCUUUACCGCUGGGUGCGUGUUUGUCAAAGCAUGAAUCGCUCAGCGUGUUUACUUUCGUUGCGGAACCUGUUAACUUUUUUUCCUUCGCAAAAUAAUCAUUUGAAGGAAAUAUGACACAUUUUGCGUCUUUUUAGACGAUUUAAUGAGGAAGAUGCUUCAUCGCUUGCCUUCGAUGGAGAACGCUGAAAUUCGUUAUAUGAUCAAUGGCCCAGAGAGCUUCACACCCGAUUCACGAUACUUACUUGGGGAAGUUCCGGAGGUAUUGUAAAGUUAUGUCUCCCUCAGUCCCGAAGGCAAUCUCGCAAUUGCUACCAUUUUGUAGUUUUUCGCAAUUUGAUCGCUUUGUGGUUUUCUCUUACAUGUAAAACUCUUAGUGGUUUAGGGUUAAGACGGUGUAAAAUCAUUGUUUUCAAAAGAAAACAGACGUCUUGCUUUAAACGCGUAGAAAGAUUCGCUUUCUUUUGUCAAAAAUUAUGUGUAAAAUACCUUUAACAUACUAGCGAAACUGCAUCGAACGCUUUGAUAAAUUAAGAUAUUGCUAUAGGAUCCAUGGGUAAACCAUCAGAAUUUUUAUCUCAGGUGCGUAAUUUCUACGUAGCCGCUGGCUUCAAUUCUGGAGGCAUCGCCAACGCAGGAGGAGCUGGUAUGGCCCUCGCAGAGUGGAUCACUGCAGGGGAGUCCACGAUGGACCUCUCUUCCGUGGACAUACGUCGAUUUGCUCCUUCUCAUAACAACAAACGCUUCUUACAAGAAUGCGUGAAAGAAACACUUAGCUGGCAUUACUUGCUACGGUUUCCUUAUUCAGAGAGGAUACGUGCACGUCACAUCAGACGUUCACCGCUGUACUCUGAUCUGAGUGCUGCUGGCGCAGAAUGGGGCGAUAAAAUGGGAUGGGAAGUGGCUAAGUGGUUUAAUCUUCCAGGACAAGGUACAUGAUGUAUGGUGUUAUACAAGGGAAUCUGCCUUUCCUAAUAAGCUUGUGCACCUCGUGGUGUAGACUUUUGAAAGGGUGGGGGUGGGGGAGGAGAAAAGCUGACGCGCGAGAAUAUUGAGGGCGUUCUCGCGCACCCUUUUCGAGGAUAUUUAAGGCGUUUUUCCGCGCACAUACGUUUCGAAAUAUUACCACGCAGCUUAUAAACUUGUCAUUGUCACUUCGGCACCUCAAAUUUCGAGACGAUCACUGAUAAUGGAUCGUCUAACCUGAUCGUUUUUCUGUUUUGUGUGUUUGUACGUAGCAUUGUCAAGUGAUAAUGAAAUAUUCGUACUGUAUGUUGUUGUUUUGGUUUAGGUCACCCUGGCGAGAAUGGUUUUGGCAAACCAAGUUGGUUAAGCAGCACAGAGGUGGAGUACAAAGCGUGCACUGAGGGGGUUGGGGUUGUUGACUUGACCUCGUUUGGUUUGUUCGAAAUUGAGGUACGGCAUGUGUUUCUCCUCUCUUUAAAAUAACCUUCAUUUAAUAAAAACUUUCCAGCAAUUAUCAGUGUUAUAAAUGUUACAUUUAAUUGCAGUCCCCGAAAGACGGAGAAUGUGAGACAUUUCUUCAGUACCUGUGCUCAAACGACGUUUGCCUUCCAGUGGAGCAUACUUCACACACAUUGGUACUUAACAGACGCGGAGGAAUUGAGCUCACCUGUACGGUGAUACGAAGCACACCCAAUAGGUAGGAUCUUGGAUUUUACAACAAUAUCGUAUUUUUCUCUGCUCGCAGGCUUGAUGUAGUUUUAAUCAGACCGUUGACAAAUUGGUCACUUUAGAAUCGAAAAACAACAACAAAAAAAUGGGCUGAGAUAAUUUUCGCAAAGACUCCUGAGACUGUAACUAGGGACGAGAAAAAAAUUGGCCAAUAGCUGACUGACGCGUACCGAGUAAAGAUUGCGGGACGCAUUUCGGCUGCAGUUUCUUCCUCAUUUCGAUAGUAACGAAUGCGAAAAUUCAAACUUUGAUUUAUCAGUACCACACUCGAUAUGUAGCCUUCGCCACAAGCUAAGGUUUUCGCACUUGACUGUCUGAUUUCCAAUCAGUUUUUCAGUUUUUCAAAGCCUUCUCAUGAAGUGACCUUUUAUUCCUUUCUUGCUUGUCACAGAUUUAUAAUUUUGCUGCCCGAUGCAGAACGUACUACCAUUGCGCAGUCACUGAUUUCGCGGAACAUCCCAGCAGACUCUGCGAUCACACUUCGUAACAUCCAAUCAGCAUUCGCUAUUCUAGGAGUACUGGGUCCUAAUUCACAGACCUUGCUUCAAACUUUGACACAGACUUCGUUAGACGUAAAUGACUUCCCAGAAAACGCAGCACAGGUAAAUAGGAUCGUGUUAUUAACAAACAAUUAUACUUGUCAUAGGGGAGGGUUAAAAUCUAAAUUACAAUAAUUAUUGCCUUUUGACAGGAAAUCGAUUUGGGUUUUGUGUCGGGUGUGAAGGCCUUCAGAAGCAGUUGUUUCGGCGACCAGAGUAACGACUGGAAAUUAUUAGUUCCUUCUGAGGUAAGAAUCAAGCUUUGAAAUAAUGCCAGUUUGCUGACAAUAGUGCUGACUUAUUUUCAAAAAAAGAUGUUUUCAGCCUAGCCUUGUAAGGGCAACUUUUAAACGAGAAGAGCUCUUUGAAUGCUCACGCACGGCAUUAAUAUGCGCGAAACCCCCAGAAAUCUGGGUAGUGGUGUUAACCAAUCGUUGAGAACUCCCAGAAUUUAUACUCGGUCUUGUUAUUUGUACAGCUCGCAGUUUGUUUGUACCAAGAUCUGAUGAAGACUGGAAGGGAACUGGGAGCAAUGAAUGUUGGCCGAUUGGCGAUUGAUUGUUUACGAAUUGACAGAUUCGUUCCUAAGAUGGGAAGUGAGCUGACUUCCUUCAUCAGCCCGUGGGAGGCAGGGCUGGGAGACAGAGUUCAUCUAGACAAGGUACGAACUGAUAGCUAUUUACUCUCCGUCUCCACCCCCUCUGGCGUUCGCGGCAACGCCUUCAGCUAAUUGUUCGCCUCUUAUCUCUUGAAACAAACCAAGCCUCGCUCUUUUAGGUGUAAUUUUUCUUAGGAAAAUAAAUAAAUAAAUAAAAAAAAACAUGUAGAGGAGCUUUGCUCGGGAUGAUCGGAACUUGGAUCCUAUUCACGGUGAUCUUGAAGGUCAACUUGAUCGUGGAAAAAUUGCUGUUCCGCUAGUUGUCAAUUUGCAUUGGCCAGAUUUUUGUUGUUUUACAACAAACAACACACUAGCGUGAGCACCGGAUUUUUUAAACCCCAACAAAGGCCUGAUACACAGGCUAAUAACUCAGAAGGAUAUCAGUGUAGAAAGGUGGUGCACAGAGUACAGAAGCACAAAGAAAUAAUCAGAUGUUAGCUCUUCCCUCCGCCGAGGCCGCCUUUGUCGUAGGGAGGCUGGGGAGAAGGAAAGAAUGAAGCGCGCGGGGGACGAUGGGAAGGGGGAAGGGAGAAAACGAGAUUCCCGCCUUUUCCCUCUUCCCAUCGUCCCCCGCGCUUUUUUUUCGGUUAUUGCUAUAUUAUUGCGAUAUCCAGCGGUAGCCUCUGCGGAUGAGAGAGAAAAAGAGAGAUCAGAUGGUAGUUAGCAGGCCAGGAAGAUAGAUGUGAAAUUGUUAAAUAAGACAACUGAGGAUGCACAGGACCACCAUGCCGUUGUCUUCAACACAUAGAAGGUAACAAAGUUAAUCUUUUCCAUUGUUUUUUUAAAGAAAUGAACGUUUUGAUCGUUUUUUCUAAUUAAGACAAUUUACCUACCUAGGUUUUUUAUUAUCUUUUUGUAGAGUUGUGAUUUUAUCGGAAAACAAGCUCUCAUUGAUUGCCAAAGCAAGCGUCAAAAGAAGUCCCUGGCCUACAUUACCCUUCAAGAUCAUGAUGAUGAUAAUUUUCCGUGGGGUGGAGAGCCGAUCUUAAGAAAUGGCUCUUUAAUAGGAUCAACGACAAGUGUUGGCUACUGUUUCAAGGGAGGUCGGCCAGUGUGUCUAGGAUACUUAGAAGGAGACGGAGACGACCUUUUUGUUCAAGAUGGACGAUUCGAAAUUGAAAUAGCUGGAUGUUUCUUUCCUGUUUCGGUCACUUUCGACUGA
Porites evermanni is the source of this 9806-nucleotide messenger RNA. The record is from the annotation of a GenBank genome assembly. NCBI's taxonomy places the organism in Eukaryota, Metazoa, Cnidaria, Anthozoa, Scleractinia, Poritidae.